UUCCUCUUCCUCUUCGGUAUCCCAAUCCCGAUAGGCAAGAGUUCUUUUCUUUUUGGCCGGCUUUCCUAGAGGAACAAGGAUUUCACUAUUCCAGACCCGAAACCUUCACCUUCCCCUACUUAAAUUCUACUCCAACUCAAAUACUCUUUCUUCUACAACUCAGUAUUCUAUAUAAAUCUUUUGUUCCUCGAUCCCACUCCCACAAAUUUUCUGACGGUGGCCAAGGUUUUCCAAUAAUCCCAGAUUCUUCACCAUGAUGCUCAGAAUUCGAAGUCGCGAUGGCCUGGAGCGAGUUUCUGUUGAUAACCCGCAUGUCACUGUGGCCCAACUCCGAUCUAUAAUCCAAUCCCAGCUUCAAAUUCCUACACACAAUCAAACUCUCUCGACCAACCAAAACCUCCUGCUUGCUAAGACUCAUGAAGAUCUUCUCCGAUUUACUGAUAUGUCUAACCCCGAUACCCCUCUCUCUGCUCUCAAUAUCUCUCAUGGGUCUAUCGUAUUUCUGGCCUACGAGGGUGAACGUAGGGUUGCUGGGCCAGCGUUCAGCCCCGCCGGCUCCUUCGGCCGCAAGAUGACCAUGGAUGAUCUAAUCGCCAAGCAAAUGCGAGUUGGACGACAGGAAAACCCGCAUUGCGAGUUGGUUUCCUUCGAUCGGGAUUGUGCCAACGCGUUUCAGCAUUAUGUGAAUGAGACCCUAGCUUUUGCAGUGAAAAGAGGGGGGUUCAUGUACGGUACCGUCUCAGAGGAGGGUAAGGUUGAAGUGGAUUUCAUAUAUGAGCCACCCCAGCAAGGUUCGGAAGAUAAUUUAUUGUUAUUCAGAGACCCCGAUGAAGAGAAGUUAGUAGAAGCUAUUGCGGUAGGUUUGGGGAUGAGGAAAGUAGGGUUUAUAUUCACGCAGACCAUCAGUCAGGAUAAAAAAGAUUACACUUUGUCGAACAGGGAGGUUCUUCAGGCUGCAGAGUUACACGCAGAGAAUGGCUUGAAGGAGUGGGUGACGGCUGUAGUGAAGCUGGAGGUGAACGAGGAUGCUGGUGCGGAUGUUCACUUUGAAGCCUUUCAGAUGAGUGAUACGUGUAUUAAAUUGUUCAAAGAAGGGUGGUUUGAAACAGAAAUCGGUAACGAUGACGAUCCCAAGCUGUCAAAGAUGAAGAAAGAUGUAGUUGUCGGAGUUAAAGAUACUAGAGAGGUUGAUAAUGACUUCUUUUUGGUGGUGGUAAAGAUCUCUGAUCAUCAGGGUCCUCUUUCAUCAACAUUUCCCGUUGAGAACCGGAACACUCAAGUUGCGAUGAAGGCGCUGAAGAAUCAUCUUGACCGUACAAAAAAUCUUCCAUUUGUGAAGAGAAUAUCUGAUUUUCAUCUUCUCCUUGUCCUAGCAAGGGUUUUAGACCUGGCUGCCGAUGUUCCGGCGUUGACGGAAUGUGUGCAGACACAGAGUGCUGUCCCGGAAGGUUACCAGAUCCUGAUUGAGUCCAUGGCCAAUGCGGCCUGAUGUUGUGUGGAUUUAGGUUUCAGGUCCUCGCUGUUAGUUGCAUUGCAAUGCUAUUUAUAGCAUCCGAGCCCCUUCCUGCCUCGACUGUUUUGAGUUAUACAAUGGGAUGUGUGCUCUUUACUUGUACAUUAGUUCAUUUAAUCAUCAUAUUAUAAAAGCUGGUGAAAGCUUUGGAUUUCUCUUA
Molecule: messenger RNA, 1673 nt
Organism: Prosopis cineraria
Lineage: Eukaryota; Viridiplantae; Streptophyta; Magnoliopsida; Fabales; Fabaceae
Product: NPL4-like protein 1
Exons: 2
Coding region: 254-1489 (411 amino acids)
Biological process (GO): ubiquitin-dependent protein catabolic process
Cellular component (GO): nucleus
Molecular function (GO): ubiquitin binding; ubiquitin protein ligase binding
Source: RefSeq, a predicted model, not a curated record